AGGGGAGAACCUGAACUCUCAGGAAAGCUGUGUAUCUGUAACAACAAAGCAAUGAGCUCACUGUCUCAGGAUUGAAUGAACUCGACAUAAAGAGAAGAAACCCUUGUGAGAACAAACUGGAUACCAAAACGGCAAAAAGGAGAUGAAGAAAAUGAAAACAGGGAUUUUUGAACUGCCCAAACAGUCUGUUUAAAUAUUUUCUUAUUUUCAAACUGUUACUUUUCUGGAACAAGUCUUUUUUUUUUGCCGGUAUUUUUUUUCCUGCUGAGUCUACUGUCGAAGCAUCAUGUAGUGACUCCUUGCUAGCUCUGAGGAGGGCCAGGUUUUGACAACCAGGAGCGGGUUGAUAGUGGAGACAUGUCGCAAGAAGAUGUCAGAAGCACUACCAGCCUUGGGGCUGAAAGUGGCGCUUCAGCCCACUGCAAUGGCCACACUCUGAGCCAAGGUCAGGACCAGGAUCCAGAGAGCCAGAGCCAAGGCCAGGAUGGGAUAGUUCUGGAGCGUAUUGCCUCUCUGUCUUUGGACAUGUUUGACCCCAGUGACUUCACCGGGAGGUUUGCAAAGAUCCAGUCUCGGUCCAGGAAGAGGACAAGGAUCAUCGGAGCCUCUCCAGUGGGACUGAAGCCACCCCUCCCGCCAGUCAGUGGAACCUUGGGAGAGAGGAAGGGUCCUGUCGUCAUGGCGCCUGUCAAUGUGGACCCUGAGAGUAAGCCGGGCGAGUUCGUCCUAAAGAGCUUGUUUGCCAACUUCACCUUGCUCUCCGAGCGCAAGAUUCGCAUCAUCAUGGCCGAACCCCUGGAGAAGCCACUUAACAAGUCUCUGCAGAGAGGAGAGGACCCACAGUUCGACCAGUUGAUCAGCUCUAUGAGUUCUCUAGCAGAGUACUGCCUGCCGUCUAUCCUGAGGACGCUAUUUGACUGGUACAAGAGGCAGAACGGCCUAGAAGACGAGUCCCAUGAAUAUCGGCCCAGGGCCAACACCAAGUCCAAGAAUGAUGAGCAGCAGAAGGACUACUUACUGGAGCGGAGAGAUCUGGCAAUAGACUUCAUCUUUUCUCUAGUGCUUAUAGAGGUUUUGAAGCAGAUCCCCCUCCAUCCUCUUUUGGAUGGACUCAUCCAAGAAGUUAUAAACCUGGCCUUCAAGCACUUCAAAUACAAGGAAGGGUACCUGGGACCCAACACAGGCAACAUGCACAUAGUGGCUGACCUCUAUGCUGAAGUAGUGGGGGUUGUGGCUCAGUCCAGGUUCCCGGCAGUGAGGAAGAAGUUCAUCUCUGAGCUGAAGGAGCUGAGACAGAAGGAGCAGAGCCCCUAUGUCAUCCAGUCCACCAUCAGCCUCAUCAUGGGACUCAAGUUCUUCCGCAUCAAAAUGUACCCGGUGGAAGACUUUGAAGCCUCCUUCCAGUUUAUGCAGGAGUGUGCACAGUAUUUCUUGGAAGUGAAGGAUAAAGACAUUAAACACUCAUUAGCUGGACUCUUUGUGGAGAUUCUUGUACCUGUAGCUGCUACUGUGAAAAAUGAAGUGAACGUGCCAUGUCUCCGGAACUUCGUUGAGAGUUUGUAUGAUACCACACUGGACCUGUCCUCCCGGAAGAAACACUCUCUGGCCCUAUAUCCUCUGGUGACCUGCCUGCUGUGUGUCAGUCAGAAGCAGUUCUUCCUCAGCCGCUGGCAUAUUUUCCUCAACAACUGCCUCUCAAACCUCAAGAAUAAAGACCCCAAGAUGGCCCGUGUGGCUCUGGAAUCACUCUACCGCCUGCUGUGGGUCUACAUGAUCCGAAUAAAGUGCGAGAGCAACACUGGAACACAGAGUCGUCUGACGUCCAUCACCUCCACCCUGUUCCCUAAAGGGAGUCGUAGCGUUGUACCCAGAGACAUGCCGCUUAAUAUUUUUGUCAAGAUCAUCCAGUUUAUUGCACAGGAGAGACUGGAUUUCGCCAUGAAGGAGAUCAUAUUUGACCUGCUGAGUGUUGGGAAACCUGCCAAAGCCUUCAGUCUCAACCCAGAGCGUAUGAACAUAGGUCUGCGGGCAUUCCUGGUGAUAGCAGAUGCUCUGCAACAGAAGGACGGAGAGCCUCCUAUGCCAAACACAGGAGCCACUCUGCCCUCUGGAAACUCUCUGAAGAAGAAGAAAACUUAUCUCAGCAAGACACUUACUGAGGAGGAAGCCAAACUAAUAGGCAUGUCCUUGUACUACUCCCAGGUGCGAAAGGCUCUGGACAACAUCCUGAGACACUUGGACAAGGAGGUGGGUCGUUGUAUGAUGCUCACCAGCGUCCAGAUGCUCAACAAAGAACCAGAGGACAUGAUCACUGGUGAAAGGAAGCCUAAAAUCGACCUGUUCAGGACGUGUGUGGCAGCCAUUCCUCGUAUCCUUCCUGAUGCCAUGUCCAAACCUGAACUCAUUGACCUGCUCUCACGACUUACGGUGCACAUGGACGAUGAGCUUCGUCUUAUUUCCCAGAACUCCCUGCAGAGCCUGCUGCUCGAUUUCUCAGACUGGAGGGAAGACGUCCUGUUUGGUUACACACAUUUCCUUUUGCGUGAGGUCCAAGACACCCAUCAGGGUCUGCAGGAUGCAUCUGUGAAGCUCCUUCUCCAGCUGCUCACACAGUGGAGGUUGGCUCUACAGCUCCAGGGGAAGAUGAGAGGUGGAGUUGAGUCCAGCCCCAGACUGCCCGAGCGAAGCCCUCACUGCUCAGUGCUCCAUGCAGUGGAGGGCCUGGCUCUGCUGCUCCUCUGCUCAUGUCAGAUCAGCACAAGGAAGCUGGCAGUUGGCGUCUUAAGAGAAAUACGCUGCCUCUUCACAGCUCUGGGCCAUGCUGAGGAUGAUGACAAACCCAUGAUAGAGGUCAUGGACCAGCUGAGCCCCGCUGUAAUGGACAGCUUUGUUCAUGUGGCUGUCUCUGAUUCGUCCACCUUGCCUCUCAGCCACCAUGUUGACCUCCAGUGGCUGGUCGAGUGGACGGCUCGACUGGUGAGCAGUUCCUACGACGUGAAGAGCCCCAGCCACGUCUGGAUCUUUGCCCAGUGCGUGAAGGACCCGUGGGUGCUCUGUCUGCACAUCUUCUUGCGGCAGGAGCACCUGCCCAAACACUGCCCCAUUGCCCUGGGAUACGCCUGGCCCUAUGCUUUCACACGGCUUCAGCUGCUGCUGCCACUGGUUGACCCCAACAGUCCAGUGAAUGCUAAGAAGACCAGCACGGCGGGCUCCAGUGACAACUACAUAUCUCUGUGGCGUAACUACCUGAUCCUGUGUCUAGGAGUGGCGAAGCCAAGCAUCAUGUCCCCUGGUCACCUCAGAGCUUCUACACCAGAGAUCACUGCCACCACACCCGACGGCAGCGUCACCUAUGACAACAAGGUGAUAGGCACUCCCUCGGUCGCCUGGUUAUUAAAACAGCUCGUCCCACUGAUGAGAGCUGAGAGUUUGGAGAUCACCGAGUCUCUGGUGCUGGGGUUUGGAUGCACAAAUGCUCUGGUCUUCAGAGAGCUCGUCGAAGAACUCCAUCCACUGAUGAAGGAAGCACUGGAGCGCAGACCUGAGAACAAGAAGCGCAGAGAGAGGAGGGAUCUUCUCAGACUCCAGCUGCUGAGGAUCUUUGAACUGUUGGCUAAUGCAGGAGUUAUCAGUGACAGCACCAAUGGAGCGCUGGAACGUGAUUCCCUGGCACUGGGCGCCUUAUUUCUUGAGUAUGUGGAUCUAACCCGGAUGCUUCUGGAGGCUGAGAAUGAGAAGGAGCUGGAUGUGCUUAAAGACAUCAGAGCCCAUUUCAGCGGCAUGGUGGCUAAUCUCAUCCAGUGUGUUCCUGUCCACCACAGGCGCUUUCUCUUCCCUCAGCAGUCUCUGAGACACCAUCUCUUCAUCCUCUUCAGCCAAUGGGCUGGACCCUUCAGUGUCAUGUUCACUCCCCUCGAUCGUUACAGUGACCGCAACCACCAGAUCACUCGCUACCAGUACUGUGCUCUGAAGGCCAUGUCAGCAGUUCUGUGUUGCGGUCCAGUGUUCGACAAUGUGGGUCUCUCUACUGACGGCUAUCUUUACAAAUGGCUUGACAAUAUCUUAGCCUGCCACGACAUACGGGUUCACCGUCUGGGGUGUGAGGUGGUCAUCCUGCUCUUAGAACUGAACCCAGACCAAAUCAAUCUCUUCAACUGGGCCGUGGACCGCUGCUUUACUGGAUCUUACCAGCUGGCAUCUGGGUGCUUCAAGGCCAUCGCCACUGUCUGUGGUAACAGGAAUUACCCAUGUGACCUUGUGACCUUGCUCAAUCUGGUGUUGUUCAAGGCCUCAGACACCAGCAGGGAAAUAUAUGAGAUCUCCAUGCAGCUGAUGCAGGUGCUGGAGUCUAAACUGUGUGCGUACUCUAAGCGGAUGGUGGAGCAGAAGCCUGGUAAUAUUUUAUAUGGAACACACGGCCCCCUGCCUCCCCUGUACAGCGUCAACCUGUCUCAACUCUCCAUCCAGCUGGCCAGCAUGUACCCGGAGCUCACUCUGCCUCUUUUCUCAGAGGUGAGCCAGCGUUUCCCAACCACCCAUCCCAAUGGGAGACAGAUCAUGCUAUCCUACCUGCUACCCUGGCUUAGUAACAUUGAGCUCGUGGACACGGGUCUCCUACCUCCCGCCUCAAGCCCCUGCACACCAGAGGAAGAACCUCACGGUCAGGGGCAGGGCAUGGGUCUGUCCCCCAGUCUGAGAGGUAAUGGCUGGGGCUCCCUGCAGGCGACCUCGCUGGUUCUCAACAACCUCAUGUUCAUGACUGCUAAGUAUGGAGACGAGGUUCCCGGCCCAGAGAUUGAGAAUGCCUGGAAUGCUUUAGUGUCCAACGAGAGGUGGAGCAACAACUUACGGAUCACCCUGCAGUUCCUUAUCAGCCUGUGUGGAGUCAGCAGUGACACAACACUGUUGCCUUAUAUCAAGAAGGUGGUGAUUUACUUGUGCCGCAACAACACCAUCCAGACAAUGGAGGAGCUCCUGUUUGAGCUGCAGCAGACUGACCCAGUUAACCCUGUGGUCUUGCACUGCGACAACCCUCCCUUCUACCGUUUUGCUGCCAGCAACAAAGCCUCCACCUCACAGACAGGCACCACCUCCAGCAGUAACACUGUGGUGGCCGGCCAGGAGAACCUGCCAGACACAGAUGAGAACAAGCUGGUCAGAGAGAGUGAAGAGCGUAGGGCCAGGGCUCACAACAGACUGGAAUCCCGCUACAGCAACAGCUCCGGAGGCUCCUACGAGGAUGAAAAGACUGACCCACUCCCACCAUAUGCUGGUUGGCUACUGGGCGUUCUGGAGACCAACCAUCCUCAACCGUUACCAAUGCCUGUUAACGGAGGCUGCUGGGCUCCUCUGGUUGACUACCUUCCAGAAACCAUCACACCUAGAGGACCGCUGCACAGGUGUAACAUUGCAGUGAUCUUCAUGACUGAAAUGGUCGUGGACCACAGCGUGAGAGAAGACUGGGCUUUACACCUGCCCCUGCUACUACAUGCCCUCUUCUUGGGUCUGGACCACUACAGACCAGAGGUCUAUGAACACAGCAAACGUCUCCUUCUCCACCUCCUCAUUGCCCUCUCCUGCAACAACAAUUUCCAGGUAAUAGCCUCAGUUCUGAUGCUGACCAGAGAGAUCAGUGACAACAAGACCCUUACCAUUAAGUCCAGCUACCACACAGAGUACCAGCAGUCACAUGCACCUGACUUCCUGCGAGAGUGGCAGGCGUCUCCGGUGGUGGACUCCGGCCUCAGUUCCACCUCCAACUCUUCCUCUGCCAGUCUUGGUGGCGGCAGCACUGCAGGCAGUGUUGGAAAUUUGCCCCUUGUGACACCUGACGACCUGGAAGACCUUGAAGAUACGCCCAAUGAAACCGACGAGAAGACAAACAAACUCAUCGAGUUCCUCUCCACCAGUGCCUGGAGUACUGUGUUGUUGUUGCUCAGAGCGUUUGGGCCACUGUGGGUGCACGAGGACAUCACACCAAAGAACCCCAACUCCAAGAGCACGGAGCAGCUCUCCAACUUCCUACGCCAUGUCGUCUCUGUCUUCAAGGAGUCCAAGUCAGACUUCCACCUGGAGCAGCAGCUGAGCGAUGUGGCUUUACAGACGGCUCUGUGCAGCUCCUCACGUCACUAUGCUGGACGCUCCUUCCAGAUCUUCAGAGCCCUCAAACAGCCAAUCAACAACCACGCCGUCUCUGACCUGGUAUCACGCCUCGUCGAGGUGGUGGGAGAACAUGGUGAUGAGGUGCAGGGCUAUGUAAUGGAGGUGCUGUUGACACUGGAGUCAGUGGUAGUGAAUCUAGCAGAAUGUCUGAAAAACAGCGACCUUAUGGCAGCUCUAACCAGGACGUCCUCACCAGACUUCGUGACUAGUGAUAAACUGAUGAACAGAAAGAGCACUGGUCAGUUGAACUUUCCUGGCCCUGGAUUUGUUGGUCUGUCGUCACAACGCCACCAGCGCUCCUACUCAGUCCCCAAGAAGUUUGGGGAGUGUGGCCACCAGCCCAAUGAUCCUCCUCGCAGUGCCACUCUGGACCGCAUACAGGCCUGCAACAGUCACGGCCUCGCCCGGACAGGAAGAACCCCCGGGUCCUGCACAUCGUCAACAAAUCGUAUUGAUCCCAGUGUUCUGUCGGAUCCAGCCCAUGUUUCCCAUCCUUCAUCAAUACUGGCCACAGUCUUUUGGGUGGCGGUGUCACUCAUGGAGUCAGACUUUGAGUUUGAAUACCAGAUGUCGCUUCGCCUCGUUCACAAGUUGCUGUCAAAGGUGCCGUUGGACAGAGCAGAGAAUCGCGAACGCCUAGAGAAGCUACAGGCUCAGCUGAGGUGGAGCGGAUUCUCUGGGAUCCAGCAGCUUCUGUUGAAGGGUUUUACCUCCCAGGCCACUUCUGACCUCACCUUACAGCUCUUCUGCCAGCUCACGCCAGUCUCCCGUGUGCCUGUUGUUGAUAGCUCACAGUCUAUAGGUUUCCCUCUGAAUGUGCUGUGUCUGCUGCCUCACCUGGUGCAGCACUUUGGCCACCCAACUCAAUUUUGUAAGGAAAGCGCUGAGAGGAUCGCACAGGUGUGUUUGGAGGAGAAGCACACAAAACUUUCCCAUUUGGCCCAUGUGAUGACGCUCUAUAAGACCCGCUCCUACACACGAGAUCCUUUCUCCUGGGUCAGUGUGGUUUGUCGCUACCUCCAUGAGGCUUUCUCCGACAUCACACUCAACAUGGUCACCUAUAUGGCUGAGCUGCUGGAUAAAGGCCUUCCCAGCAUGCAGCAGUCUCUCCUCCAGAUCAUCUACUGUCUGCUCAGCCACAUGGACCUGACUGCUGUACAAGUCAAACAGUUCAACGCUGAUGUCACAAAGACCAUUGAGAAGUUUGUCCAGACCAUCCACUGGAAGGAUGCCUUAAACAUCUUAAAACUGGUGGUAUCACGCUCUGCCAGCCUAGUUCAUCCGGUGUACGGCCACUCGCAGGGUGACCUGUCCAACCUGGAGGUCAGCAGGGUGUGGGACGGUUCAGCCAAGGCUCUGCCUGGAAAAACACUGGACUUCACCUUUGACAUCUCUGAGACUCCAGUGAUUGGGCGUCGGUUCGAUGAGCUCCAGGGUUCAGGCGGUAGAGAGGGGAAGGCCAGAGCCAUGGCUGUAACCCGCAGUACUUCCUCCACCUCCUCUGGAUCCAACUCCAACACCAUCCUGGUGCCCGUCAGCUGGAGGCGACCACAAUCCUCUCAGAAAAGAACCCGAGAGAAGCUGGUGAAUGUUUUGUCUCUUUGUGGACAAGAAGUUGGACUCACCAAGAACCCAUCUGUGAUCUUCUCAUCGUGUGGCGACUUGGACAUGAUGGAGGUGCGGGAGAGUGGCGUGUCAUCAGAGGAGGGCGGAACCAGAGAGGACACGCUUGACGACACUGCCAGCGAGCAGCAGUUCAGGGUUUUCCGAGACUUUGACUUCCUGGACGUGGAGCUGGAGGACGGAGAGGAGCUCCAGGGCGAGACCGUCGAUAACUUUAAUUGGGGCGUGCGUCGGCGAUCUCUGGACAGCACAGAGCUGGGCGAUCUCUUGGAGGAGAGCCAGCACUCGGGCAGCACCCCCAGUCUGGGUCACGAGGACCCCCACGAUUCAGAUGAGUCCUCAGAGGAAGAGGAGUCUUCGACGAGCCAGAGCCUCUCUCACUCUCAGCUCACUAACCCUUCUCCAUCAGAGGAAACCAAUCACACCGAUUCUCUGUCUACUUCUUACGACACAUCUGCCGACCCACAAUCCCUCAAUGCCACCACACCGGGCCAGGGAGCGCUCCAUGAUGAUCACACUGGAUUGCAUGUGAGGAAUAAUACACAGGAACAUAUACUUAUUUAUUUACUUGUGCAUUUGUACAGAAAUGUAAUAUCUUUGUCUCCUCAGGGGAGGGUGUGCGGUGACGAUGAGGACACUCAGGCCCAGGAUGACGACCUGUCACUGAGCGCCCACGAGCUCCCUCACGGCUCGGACUGUGGCGAGAGCUUCACCCUGGAGUUGCCUGGGCAGCCUCAGGAUCAGCAACGCAAUCUGGACCACAGCCUCAACCCAGACUACUGCCAGCCACCGCUGGACUUUCUAGACCCCAACUGUCUACCCAGCUUACGUGAUGAUGUAGAUGACUUGGAAGACCUUGGUUUUCCUCCUCCCCCCUCUCCAUUUUUCUCCGCCAUCUUGGCAGCCUUCCAGCCCACAGUGUGUGACGAUGCUGAGGAGGCAUGGCGCUGUCACAUCAACCAGCUUGUGACCGACUCAGAUGGAUCCUGUGCCGUCCACACUUUUCAAGUCUUCUCAUCUCUCUUUAAGAAUAUCCAGGGUAAAUUCUGCCUCCUGACAACUGAUGUUGCCACUUACCUUGGAGAAGGCUUACGGGGCAUUGGAUCAAAGUUCCUCAGGUCCUCACAGAUGCUAACCACAUGCUCAGAUUGUCCCACAAUCUACAUUGAUGCUGACACGAUCAUGUCCUAUGGUCUCCUUGAGAAGAUGAAGUUCAGUGCGCUGGAGCUGCAGGAGUAUCUGGAUACCUACAAUACCAAAGAGGAGGCCGCUGUAUCGUGGCUGCGUAACUGUAAGGACACAUUUCCCAGGUGCCCUGGUGACAGUGUGGUCACGUGCCAGCCUGGAGACUCAGAGGAGAAGCAACUGGAGCUUUGUCAGAGGCUCUACAAGUUGCAUUUCCAGCUUCUCCUACUCUUCCAGUCCUACUGCGCGCUCAUUGGUCAAGUUCAUGCCAUCAGCUCUGUGCCUGAGCUGCUGAACAUGUCUCGAGAGCUCACCGAUCUGAAGACCAGCCUGCAGGCAGCAGAGGCGGCUGUGGCCAGCGACCUGGAACACAAACACUUGGCCCACACUCACGCGCACGCCACCCAGGUGGCAGCCAUGGUUGUGCCCAGCUUCCCCACCUCGGAGGCAGCUGUGCAGGCCGUACUGGAGUGCCUUAAGAACCACGAGUUCACCAAAGCUGUGCGCUACAUCCAGGAGUGCAGGAGGCAGUGGCCCAAUGGCGUGUUUGGUGGCAGCUCAGAGAGCGAGGUCCAGACGCUGCUCAACGUCUACUUUCGCCACCAGACGCUGGGUCAGACAGGCACCAUUGCCCUUGUUGGUUCCCGCCAGGACCUGAGCCUGAUCUGCUCCAAGCUGCUGGAGCUCAACGGGGAGAUCCGCGACAUGAUCCGCCGCGCCCAGGGGUACCGGGUCGUCACAACCUACCUCCCCGACUCCAGCGCCUCAGGGACCAGUCUCUGACAGGAGCUCAGGAGCCCCCCACCCCCUCCUUCUCCACCCUUACCUCCCCCGUCACUGCAACCAUUGACCCUUCCAAAACCAUCUCCCCAUCCCUCACUGCAAUCUCCAUCUGCUCUUACAGAGGAGGCCCAGCACCCACACACCUGGCCCCUGCCUCCACCUAUUUGUCUGCUGCCCCGGCUGCACAGCUCCAGACAGAUACCUACCUACCACCCUACCAGUUCUCAGCACCAGCCCCAGAACCAUAUUUAGACCAUGACCCAAACCUUUCUCUGCUCUCCUCAUCCCCAUCCACUGUAGACUCUGAUACCUCUUUGCUUGAUUUUCCCAAACCCCCAGACUUGUUCUCAUCGCACAGAAGUUCAAACACUCCAGAUUUUACACUGCCGCGCACACAAGAGCCAAUGAGGAGUUACUUCAAUGAGAACCUUUAUUAUCCCUUCAGAGGACAUUCAUCACACAGUUCACCGCUGUUAGAUUUACACAACAGCAAACAUCUGUUAUCAUCUGUUACAUCUAACAUGCUCCCAACCGUUGCCUCAGAACCCACCUUACUUGCAAGCUCUAACACAAACACAUCACCCAUCCCCCCUCGGGGCUCACAUCUCCCCCAUUUCCCCCGCUCUCCAUACAAGCACUCAGGCCUAUUGCCAGUUCUACCCCCGCACCGUGACACAGUCUUAACCCACGGCCCUGCUCCAUCUUCAUCCCUUCUCACUCCCCCGCCUCCCCCUCCCUGUCCCACCAGCCCAGGAGAGGCUGCAGCAUGGGGUUGUUGUUGUUCCCUCGGUGGUGCUGCCGCGCCCUUAUCUCGCUACCUGGGGAAGGUGGGGCACGCUGCCCUGCCCCUGAUGAAAGUAGGGGGGCUCCUGAAUGCUGAACCGUCAGACGUCCAGACCUGAGAUGUAAACUUCGAACGCCAGAGGACCUGAAGAGUUGAGACUUCUGUGAAUCCAAAUGCCUGAAACCAACUAUUCCUGAGCAGAUGGUUGAUUCUGAAAAGGAGAAGAUGACACACUUGUAGAUUUUACACUUCAAGAAUCACAUCCCAGACAUAACGGGAUGUAUCUCUGAACCCACUAGACACUACAGAUUGCUGCCUGCUGAUAAAGAUGACCUGAUGUGAUUCUGUCCGAGCGCUAGCUUCGCUUUACAGCCACAUACGUGUUGUAAAAUUGUAAAAAUUGAUGUGCUCCUGGUUUAAUCCUGCUUGAUGGUCGUCAUUCAGCAUUUAAUCUGUUCUGCACCCGAGGACCUGUGAAGGCUCUUAGCUUGGAUUUCUAACUUGCUUCCCAGAGGAACUCAAGACCUGAUUGAACUUGAUUGACUGUUGCUGCCUCCCUCAGGGAGGACGUAGUUUGCUGGUACUCCCACCAGAGACAGAGAGGAAACUGCCUGUGACACUACAUAACAUCACUGGUAGAUUUUUCACUAUUGCACUAAGUGGAGUUUUGGUAUUAGUUUUUAAAAAAGAAAAAAGUUACAGAAAGGAUGUUAUGUUACUGUUUGUUUUAUUACUGUGAGAGAAAAGGCUGCCACUUUCACUGAGAAGGAAUAGCCAAGAGCUGGAUUAACUUUUCUCUCCUGUUGUGUUUUGAGACCUCCUUUGGGGGAAAUUGUGCAAUGCAUGACCCAGUUGAAUGCUUUCUACUGUACCAGUGUCCCUGUUUGCUCCCUAAAAGUCUGACCUGCCCAGACUGACUGAAAGACUGAUUGACAAAGAGCGGAUGCAGAAUAUUCAAGCGUAAUUCCUCAUGCUGCCCUCGCUGUAUUUAUAUUCUGUACCAGUGAACCGGCUUGUCUCCUGACUACUGUUGUAAACAUUGGUAGACUAAUCAUGCCAUUAUCCGUGCACUCUUCUGUGGCUAGUGGUAGCAUCAUUAGUGAGCGCACACACUGUAUAUUUCUCACUGUCCGACACUGUAACACUUGACCCUGUGUGUUCACAUGCCAUGAGGAUGGUGCAUGUAUACACUCAAAUAUUUUGCCUGUCUGUAUACCGUUUCUAGUUAUGGGCACACAACCAUUGUAGCAUAUGUUUGUGUGUGGUAUGUAGUUACCUUACACGUAAGGGAAAUGCUGACAUUCAGCGCUCAUUGAUGUUCAAAACAAAACCUGUGUUACUACUGAAGUCGAACACUUCCUGUCGUCAGCCCUUUUUGUGACUUCCCUCUACGAGCUAUUUACUGUACAAAUAUCUUUUUCCUAUUUAUAUCUGGUGCGCUAUCAACACUCAUUUGACUUAGGUUUUAUAUUGAUGUUUCUCUCAAAUCAAACUGCCAUGCAUGCAUCUUCUGUGUACUGUAUGGAGUGUUUGAACUAUUUAUUAACAAAAAUCAUUUUAUCUCAAAGAUAUGUUUGUAUGAGGUACAAAAGGGAGCUUUGAGCUCAUGCGGGUAUGCUUUUUUUUUUCCUGUGUGUGGGAGAACGUGUGUGUGCAUGCCAAACAAGAAAUUGCACAUUUUUAAAGCUUUCUAGAUUAAGACGGUAGUUGUUUUUUCCACCUUGUAAAUACUUUUACAGCCUUUGUGAAGUUGUUUUGAGUUGAUGCUCUGUACAAGUCGGUGUCAAAGUAAAAAAAACAUUAAAAAUAUUUCUCGUGCAUUUCACUCAACC
This is a messenger RNA of Chelmon rostratus (copperband butterflyfish), 12369 nucleotides long. RefSeq names its product furry homolog b (Drosophila) (gene fryb). NCBI's taxonomy places the organism in Eukaryota, Metazoa, Chordata, Actinopteri, Chaetodontiformes, Chaetodontidae. The coding region runs from base 358 to 9753 and encodes 3131 amino acids. Gene Ontology annotation, cellular component: site of polarized growth; cell cortex. The transcript is spliced from 65 exons. The record is from RefSeq and is a predicted model, not a curated record. Gene Ontology annotation, biological process: cell morphogenesis; neuron projection development.